Molecule: messenger RNA, 1727 nt
Organism: Saccoglossus kowalevskii
Lineage: Eukaryota; Metazoa; Hemichordata; Enteropneusta; Harrimaniidae
Biological process (GO): negative regulation of protein ubiquitination; protein secretion
Cellular component (GO): apical part of cell
Source: RefSeq, a predicted model, not a curated record
AUGUCGGCCUUUAUCCUCGGCCUUAACAAUAGGAAUUUGGGGUCAGCGAAUAGUCAAGGGGUUGGACCAACCGCGCUUGCACCCACGAUCUGUCGGGCACCGGUUGUCGAGCACAAAUUCAACGAGAGGCGAAGUUCUAGUAAUUUGAGUCAGAGAUCUGUAUUUCAACUUAUCAACAACACAAAGAAGCUCGACCAACAGCCGACGUGUUUGCCGCAAAUCGUCAGCAACCCUACACUCGACCAUACAGAGACUAGGAAUAUAAGUGUUUCUCAUCAAAGACAAGGUGUUUGUUUACCCACAUUUUCUCUCAGCCAUGCACCAUGCCCAAGCGCUAAAAGACGGCAGGAUGAACCGAUAAGAACGAGUAUCGAAAGCACGCUGGUCAAAACAGCCGUGUUAUUAGAAGGAGUACAUAUUGAAAACUCUACAGACUUGAGUCAGUCAUUAUCAUCACAAGAAAGCAGCCUGCCAGCAGAUUUAGUCGAAGAUUCGGGAUUUUGUAGCAGACGCAGCGGCAAUGGAUUAACACCGCCGACUCAGGAAGACGAUAUAGCCAUUAACAACAGCACAGAAGAAUCAAUUGAGACGCCGUCACCGCUUGUCGCGGAACGAUCAUUGGUAAAAGUGACUAGACACAAGUCUCGCUCUAAGAUUAGAUGUUUUAAUCGAAACGGAAAGAAAUCUAGAGCUAGGUCAUCGAGACCAAGAAAAAAGUCUGCCCAGUCAAGAAAGCAUCCGAUUAACUGUCGAACUGUAAUCAAAGCAACGAAUAUUGCUGAGACGCCUCGAGUGGAAAUCAGCGAACUGACGGACACUGACUGUCCCGUAGACGUGUCUAUGUGCCUGGGCGGUCAAGUAGCCGAUAUUAAAAAACCCUCUCCCACAAGAAAAUCAAAAUACGGCAACCAACUACAGAGCAUUCAACAGGCUACUUUGAUUUACGGUCAACAAUUGCCUCGUGUGACGAAAGCGUGUAGUUUCCACGGCGUCAAUGUCUCUGCAAACUCAUUAAUAUUGAAGUCGGGUACAGGUGAAUGGAAACUGGAUGAUUAUCACGUGACUCGGGUGUAUCUGUCUCAAAAACAGUCCGGUGUGAUAAAGGAAUGUGGAAAUGUCUAUCCAUGUGCGCCCCCAGCGACGCCAACUGUAGAGCAACAACAGAAAUAUGAGUAUGUUCCUUGCAUGAGCGAUAUCAGGAGCCAACGAGCGGUGAAGUCACGUCUAACUGAUAUGCAAAUGGUCGAAAAGAAGAAAAAGGAAAAACGCAAAGAAGAGGCAAAACGAGCUGAAAUACAGAAACAGCGAGACAAUAUAGCAGAACAGCGACAGAGACAAAGACUCGAGAUUUACGCACUCAAUAAAGUCAUGACACAAUUCGAAAACGAUAAUUUUCGCAAAUUUUGUGCAAUGCAAUUAAACCAGGAAAAAUCGGGAUGAAAACAUUGCAAUGAAUUCAAGAAUUACUAACGGGAUGGGGCCUACCCCAAAGCAAGGUCGACCGACUGGAAGACGACCCCGUCUGUUGCAAUCCGUACCGCAAAGGAGGGAGCCGACUGUGCGACGCCAACUAAUAGAACGGCAAUCCACCACCGUUCUCACUACACAUAUCAUGAAAGCGCCAAGGAAAACUGCUCAUGACGUAAAAGAACAACAGCGAAAAGAAAUAUAUGCGCUCAACACAAAAAUGAGAGAGUUAGAACACAGAAAUUUCAAGAGAUUUUGCG